Messenger RNA from Morone saxatilis (striped sea-bass), 1674 nucleotides. RefSeq names its product shisa family member 4 (gene shisa4). The record is from RefSeq and is a predicted model, not a curated record. Lineage: Eukaryota; Metazoa; Chordata; Actinopteri; Moronidae.
CCCCACCACUUUGGCCGGCAUCGCCUCCUCCAUCCUCCUGUUUGUGGCCAUCAUCGCGACCAUGGUCUGCUGCUUCAUGUGCUCCUGCUGUUACCUCUACCAGAGAAGGCAGCAGAGGGGAAGGACACCGUACGAUGCCCAGCAGAUCCCCAUGUCCAGCUACCCGGUGGAGCCCAUGUACGACGCUUAUGGAAAACCUCUGGGGCCCUCUGAGUAUCCGCAUGCGGGUUAUCCAAUGGCGCCCCAGUACCCUGGCAUGCCUCCACAGUACCCGAUGAUGCAGCCUGGACCUUAUCCACCACACCUGAUGGAUCCUGCGUACAGCCAGGCCCCUCCACCUUACUCUCCACCUCAGUAUCCUGGUCAUUGAUGGGGCUCGUCUACACACACACACAGACAGACAGACAGACAGUGGGAAACAACCGCAACUGAGAGAAAAAGGACUGUUUCAAAAGGAGAAGGCAGCAGCGCUCUCUCACACACUCAAACAGACACACAUACACUCAAACACUACAGCUUGACUAGCAGUGGUUCGCCUGUUUUUAAAGAGAACAGGAGGCACUUUAAGGUUUUUUUUUUUGUUUGUUUGUUUAUUUACAACAUUGUCCUACUUUUCUGAAGUAUUUACGUAAGUGAAAUUGUGUUCUGCAACAUGACGCCUGAUUGCUCCCGGCGGGUUUUCACAGAGGGCGUCACACUAUCCCCCAAAAGUGAGGAGGUCAUACGGCCGGCGUCUCAACUCUGCACUGCCCCCUCCUGCUCCGACACACUCACCUCAACGACAGGGUGUCACUUAACGACAGGGCUCUUUACCUAACAGACGAGGGGGUCAGGAGGGAUUUACAUAAAUGAUAAUGCUCUCCCUCUUCUUCGUAUUUAAGGGGGGGUAAUGCUUUUACUUCUUCACUUUUGGUAAAUUUGAAUGAAUUGAUAACUGCCUAAGUCUACAUUCCACGUCAUCUUGGUCUUUCUCCAAAUGUGAUCAUGAUGUCUUGAUCUCUGUAUUUGAUGGUUUGGGUUUUUUUUUUGUUUUUGUUUUGUAAUGUAGUAUCGGCUAAAGUAAAAAAACAAACAAAUCGCAUGUUUGAUUAAAAAGGUGACGUAUGGCUCGAAGGCAGUGCAGUACUCUCCUAAAUGUUCUCAGAUGGCCGAAUGGAUUUUAAGGUACUCCUAAUUCUGUGUAAGAAGCCUUUAGUCACCUGUUAGUUUGUCUCUUCUUUUCUUUUUUGUAUGACUCGACUAAUUUACUUCAUGGUAGUGUAUUGGCUGCACCAUUGUGAUGUAACAUCUCAACAUCAGCAUGCUACCCCAAGUCAAAGUCAUCUGUCCUCUAAUGCUUCUUUUCUGGUUUUAAAUGAAUUAGAAAAUGAGUCUUUAGAUUAAUCCCAUAAUGCCAGGUAGGACGUUUUACAGUGAAAAUUCAUGUUAACUGUUUAUUUUUGUUUUUUCUCGUAACAUAUCAGGUCAGGGGAGUUGCAGGUCAUGCUGCUUAAUUAAAACAAAAUGUCCCGCCUUACAGUAAUUAACCAUAAGAAGAAGAAGAAGAAAAAGAGAUUAACUAUUUAAAUACAUAUUUUGUAAAUCUGUUCUUCAGCUAAAUAUUUUAUGAUAUUGUAACAAGUUAUUUUAAACCUACUGUAUUGUUAUUGUAACAUACGAUAUGAUGUUUGAGCA